Helianthus annuus (common sunflower) is the source of this 1215-nucleotide messenger RNA. Its product is annotated as stress response protein nst1-like. Lineage: Eukaryota; Viridiplantae; Streptophyta; Magnoliopsida; Asterales; Asteraceae. The coding region runs from base 1 to 1215 and encodes 404 amino acids. The transcript has 2 exons. The record is from RefSeq and is a predicted model, not a curated record.
AUGAAAGAAGCAGGUUAUGCUGAUGAGUUGAAGAUUCUUGAAAGCUUCAAAGAUACAAGGAAUGAAUGGUUUGUGAAAGAGGGGAAAAAGAAGAAAAGCAGAAAAUCAACACCACAAGUUCAAGCUGAGGAGGGUUCUUCAUCACAACCAAAGAAACGUCAAAAGAAGAGUGUGGAGACUAUGUUGGAAUCUGAUAUUGAUGAAGUGUUGAAAAAGAUUGAUUAUGAUUUGGAAGCAGAUAAGGUAGGUGAUGAAGGAGUUGGUGCUGAUGAAGAUAAGAGUUCUUCUAGUUCUGAAUCUGAAGUUGAUGAAACAGAGCGUAUGAGGAGAAUUCAAGCUGAAAUUGAAAAAGAAAAGCAGCUGAAAAGAAAGAGGAGACAGGAGAAGGAUGAUGAUCUGUAUAUUCUAUCUCCUGAUCAUGUUCCAGAUUCUCAAACACCUCCAUCUGGUGGUAGAAAGAAAGCAAGUGCUAGGAAGAGUGUAGUUUCUCCAAGAGCUUCAAGGAAGAAAUUGAUUAUGAGGUUGCCUAAACGCACACCGAAAACAAAAUCUAGUCAACCACCAUCACCACCACUUGAACCAUCACCACCUAAAUCACCACAUAAAUCUCCUCCAAAACAACCUACUCCACCUCAAUCACCACAUCUUUCACCAUUACAUCUAUCACCACCAUAUGAAUCACCUCCACCCCACACACCUAUCCAAGAACAACCUGUUCUUACUUCUCAACAAAUUUUUCAAACACCACCACCCACUCAAGCACGUGUACAAAUCACUCCCGGAUCUUCAGGUUUUAAAGAUUUUCCUAAUGUUCCAGGGAAUAUUGGUCUUGACGAGAUUGGAGAUUUCGGUUUUUCAAAUGAUGAGCAAGUAAAGAAAUUGGAGAAGAAGAUGGAUGAUGUAUUGGUUAAGAAUAAAAGAUUGAUAGAUCGUGAAAAGAUACUCGAGAUGCGUGUUAAGAAAGUUGAAUUUGAUAACAAGUCGUUGCUAAAGAAAAUUGAAGCUGAUCAGACAGAAAUAGAUAUUCUGAAAGUCAAAGUUGCAGAAUUAGAAGAAGAGAAAGCACGACGUGAUGAGCAGAAUAAGUAUUUUGAGUUGAAAAACAAUGAACUAGAAGCUGCGAAAGCUAUGAAAGAACAUGAAAUUUACAUGAUGAAUAAAGUGUUGGAAAAUAUGCUUGGUAAGUCUGUAGAGCAAAGGUUUGAAAAGAUUUAA